This is a messenger RNA of Pichia kudriavzevii, 639 nucleotides long. RefSeq lists its product as uncharacterized. Lineage: Eukaryota; Fungi; Ascomycota; Pichiomycetes; Pichiales; Pichiaceae. Gene Ontology annotation, cellular component: cytoplasm; cytosol. The record is from RefSeq and is a predicted model, not a curated record. The coding region runs from base 1 to 639 and encodes 212 amino acids. The transcript has a single exon. Gene Ontology annotation, molecular function: phosphatase activity.
AUGACUGUGUACGUAGUUCGACACGGAGAAACAGACUGGAACAUCAUCAAGAGGCUCCAGGGCCAUUUGGACGUCCCGCUGAACGACACGGGGCGGAUGCAGGCCCGCAAACUAGGUGAGUAUCUGAAAGAACAUCCCCAAGAGUACAAUAUUACACGUAUUGUAUCGAGCGAUCUCACAAGGUGUAGGGAGACGGCAUCUCUGAUCAACGUGAACAAGCUCCCCAUUGAAUACACCAAUACAUUACGGGAACGACACAUGGGCCCCGUUGAAGGGAUGCUACUAGCCGAGGCAAAGAAAAUUUUCGGGGACCAGUUUAAACAACAGGGCGAAACUGAGCAGGAGAUGCUGGCGCGUGUUACCUGCAAGAUAGACGAGAUCUGUGCUACCAGUGCGCCGGGCGGUGGGGACACGUUGGUGGUGACCCACGGCGGGGUUAUACGUGCGCUGGGGGGGCAUUACCCUCUGGCUGCUACUGCAAAGAAGGGCACUGCGGAACGGGUGGGGGGCCGAGUGGGUAACACGUCCAUCACUGCGCUGGAGCGCGGAGAGAUUAUUUUUUAUGCGGAAAGGCCACAUUUAGUUUUCGAAGAAAAGGCAGGCCUAAUUCCAGAGGAGAUAGAUGAUGGGUACAGGUAG